Messenger RNA from Ilex paraguariensis (yerba mate), 378 nucleotides. The record is from the annotation of a GenBank genome assembly. NCBI's taxonomy places the organism in Eukaryota, Viridiplantae, Streptophyta, Magnoliopsida, Aquifoliales, Aquifoliaceae.
AUGCGUGAUCACAAAAAACAGUGGAAGAUCAGUGAUCAUCACUUGACACUUAGAUUUCUUCAGAUGCGUAAACCUCUUGGUGAAAUUGGGAAAAGAAAAUGGUGGGGCAUUCCGAGAAUUGAACUUGGGACCUCUCGCACCUUAUCCGAGNUAUUGUUGCUUAUGCGUAAUCACAAAAAACAGUGGAAGAUCAGUGAUCAUCACUUGACACUUAGAUUUCUUCAGAUGCGUAAACCUCUUGGUGAAAUUGGGAAAAGAAAAUGGUGGGGCAUUCCGAGAAUUGAACUUGGGACCUCUCGCACCUUAUCCGAGAAUCAUGCUAGAAGACCAAAUGCUCAUAUAUUGUGUAGAUUGCUGUACACAGUUCUGCUGUCCUGA